Messenger RNA from Pomacea canaliculata, 2631 nucleotides. RefSeq lists its product as uncharacterized. The record is from RefSeq and is a predicted model, not a curated record. NCBI's taxonomy places the organism in Eukaryota, Metazoa, Mollusca, Gastropoda, Architaenioglossa, Ampullariidae. The transcript is spliced from 3 exons. Bases 1916 to 2335 code for a protein of 139 amino acids.
GCGAAAUGUCAGAGGAAACGCUGCCGGCGCUAUCUGCUGCUACCACGACUGGCUGCUGUGCAGCGCUGUGCUGCGCUGUGCGACCCUUGCUGCUGUCGGAGGAGGCGUUCAUCAACUUCUUUGCUUCUGGCACAGAGUAGGGAGGGGGAUGGAUGGCGGAGAGGAGGGAGGGGACAACAGCGCGGGUCUUGCGCACCGCCCGGCGCGUGCAGCAACAGAUUGUAGCCGGUCUCCUACCGCCGCCAUCGUGUUGCCGCUACCCUGGGUCUCCGCGCUACCCUCCCGAGGCAGGCAGCCGCUGACGUAAUGGUCAGAACUCGGUGGUCGUGCCGCGCGCGUGUCGCUCACGCUCCGGCACUUUCGGCGGCGAGAGAGUUGGGCGACGUGGCGUUACAUUUCACACAGCUUCACACUGUGGAGAGAACGGUUGGGCUGUCUUUCCUCCAUCGUCGACUCUCUCCUUCCCAGCUGAGAUUUUAACCCUCUUCCUUUUUUUCCCCCUCCUUCUUUUCUCAGACCCUUGGCACCGUUAGACCCCUCGCGAACUUGGCAGAGUCAAUCACAUUGCCAAGGAACCGUUCCCACUUCUCCAUCGUCUGCUCCGACAACUUUAGGUCUCGAGGGUUUUUUUCUGGAGACAAAAAUAUCCCCGUGAUUUUUGUUUGUUUUAGACCUACAGCGUUCUUGGUGUUCUUCAGAAGAACAAAUCCAAACCGAUACUUCCACUGGCUAUGUCGUCUUGCACUCUGGUGGCAAUUGGAUUUUCAGUUCUGCCUCAGGCAUCUGCACAGCAGACGAGCUGCUAAGUUUAGCAGACGCAAGCGGUUUUGUAGGCAAGAGUCAGGAUGAGACGAAGAAUGGCGCUGGAGGACCAAUGACGUCAAGUCUAUAUUUAAACUGGAGGCGACUUGACGGAAGGCAGAAAGCAAGCGCGUGCUUAACUCUUCACACGCCGGGCAAAGGCAACCCCAAGGUGUCGGGAAUCUGUCUCAUAAGAUCUUCCGCUUCACAGCCAGGGUUCCAGAACGUAAUCUCCUCUGCCAGUCAGAGCUGCUAAGUCCUCGCUGCUGAUUGAAGGCCACCGGUAACCUUGUAACCACCACUUGCUGAUUUUUUUUUUUUUUUUUUUGGUUGAGGGGAGGUCUCCUCCUUCCUUCAGAAUGAAUAGCUGUUGUUAAAGACAGACCAUCCUUCCCCUUUCCCCUUCCUGAACUAACCUACCCCCCUCUCCGCAAAGGUUCCUCCUACGCUGUCUUUAAUUUCGACCAGAGCAGUCGGAGACAAGCCUUGUCAUCUUGAGCUGGUGCAGGAUUUCACCAGUGCCAGGAAAGAGCGACAAUGGUUGUGGCGAUAGCGUCUGACUUGCCUUCCGAAGCAAGGCUAAGUUGUCAUUAGCUGCAGUCGUUCCCCAGGAUCCGUGGGCGUCCUUCCAAAAGCGCGCGCUCGUCUGGCGGCGAGAGCGAAACUGUGAGAGAACCCACGGCAAGCGGCAGACAGACGAGAGACAGCAAAGGUGCCGAGAGGUGGUCGAGGGGCCAGGCCAGGUCGUAGUCCCACAUUCUGAAGGAAAUCUGUGACAAAGGCGCAUCUCGGUGAACUGGGAGUCUCUAGACCCAAUUAUUCACGCCGUGCAAGAGCGAGGGUUGUAGCCCUAUAUGCUGGAAGGUUGUGUUCGGUGCCAGUGGGAGCGCCUUUGACCACUUCUGGACCACAGCGUGGACGAUCUGACAGCUUCCGGCUGCUGGAGCCAGACAGGAGGCUAGAUUGAUUCAUGUUGGUGGAGAUGACCACGGUGCGUUGAUGUCAUCUGGCGUGGGACUCCUGCCCUGGUCAGCAAGUGGUCGAGGUCUGUCUGUGCCCACUCCAUGAAUUAUUCACUGCUGUAAUCAUUGUCGCACUCAUUUACAGAUUGAAAAUGGUGCAACUGUUUUAUUACGAGACGCGAGGGAAGUGCUGCCGCAAGGUCUUCAAUUACCAUGGUUACCCAGCACGCGUCUUGCUGUUUCCCUACGAAGGGUGGGCCCAGCCGGCGCUCAUCACCUACUGGCUGCUGAAAAAGUCGUGGUGGAGCCGCUCCUCCUGCAAGAUCAUCGAGGUCAGCGGGGUCAAGAAGUACACGGCCAAAGCCAAGAUGCAGGACAAGGGCAACGGCAACACCGUCAUCACGGGCAGGUUCAAAGGUCACCCCACGUGCCCGGACUUCAAGAUGGCGCUGACGACCAACGUCAGCAGCGCCGACUUCCAGAUGGGCUACUGCGUCACGGGCACGCUGGAACGAGGCCGAGGUGACCUGCAGCUCACGCACUACGCCAUGGUCAAGAGGCGAGGAUACUGAGCACCGACGUCCUUUGUCACUGACUUGAUGACAUGACAUGACAUGGCUGUACGCGGUCUGACACAGCUGAAUUCCAAUCUUGAUGACAUUCCUAGCCAGACUUUUGUAAAAAAUAAUCAAAGGGACUGUGAUUGCGGACUUCUGCAGGGCUUCUUCUUUCGAGAUCAUCCGCUGGUGUUUUUUUUUUUCUUUUUUAAAAUCCACAAAGAUCUAAGAGGUUCGAGGAUAAUUGCUUAAGCUUUUUUUUUUUUUUUGCUUUAUUUUUAUUAUUUGAUUAGAACUGGCAGCUGUCGCCA